AAGCAUUCUUGAAAGCCCAGGAGGAGAUGAUCUCAGAGCUCAGACAGCAGAAGUUCUACUUGGAAACACAGGCUGGGAAGUUAGAGGCCCAGAACCAAAAACUAGAAGAGCAAUUGGAGAAGAUAAGUCUUCAGGAACAUACUGAUAAGAACCGGCUGUUGGAAUUAGAGACUAGACUGCGAGAGGUUAGCUUAGAGCAUGAAGAACAAAAGCUGGAACUGAAACAACAAUUAACAGAAUUACAGUUGACCCUCCAGGAGAGACAAUCUCAGAUUUCAGGCCUUCAAGUUGCACGAUCAGACCUAGAGAAUCAGCUCCGUGAGGCUAAAACUGAAUUGGAGGAGACUACAGCUGAGGCAGAGGAGGAGAUUCAAGCUCUCACGGCACAUAGAGAUGAAAUCCAGCGUAAAUUUGAAGCCCUUCGUAAUAGCUGCACA
This is a messenger RNA of Pelodiscus sinensis (Chinese soft-shelled turtle), 437 nucleotides long. The record is from RefSeq and is a predicted model, not a curated record. NCBI's taxonomy places the organism in Eukaryota, Metazoa, Chordata, Testudines, Trionychidae.